AGUCCAUGCUCUGGCCCGCAGGAAGAAGAAGCUGUCAGCUCAUUCACUCCCCUUUCAGGACAGGGAGAGAAUAAAAGCUCUCUGGUCCCAUCGGCUUCAAAAAGCCACUAGAGCCUCCUGGUCAGCUUGCGGGCCGCUCCCUUCCCAUGCUUGGACCAUGUUCUCGGGCGUCUUUCUGUGCGGACACAGGCGAGGACUGGAUAUCUGCAGCUGAGAGCUAAAACUUUUAAAACUUUUCUUCUCCCCAACAACUGAACCAUGCCAUGUGCUCGGGGGAGCUGGCUGGCCAAGCUCUCGAUCGUGGCUCAGCUUAUUAAUUUUGGGGCUUUUUGCCACGGGAGACAAACUCAGCCCUGGCCGGUUCGCUUCCCAGACCCGAGGCAAGAACAUUUUAUCAAGUCCCUGCCAGAAUACCACAUAGUGAGUCCAGUCCAAGUCGAUGCUGGUGGCCAUGUUCUGUCCUAUGGCCUGCAUCACCCUGUCACUAGCAGCAGGAAGAAGAGAGCUGCAGGUGGUUCUGGGGACCAGCUGUACUACAGAAUUUCGCAUGAAGAAAAAGACCUGUUUUUCAAUCUGACGGUCAACUGGGAAUUUCUUUCCAACGGCUAUGUCGUGGAGAAGAGAUAUGGGAACCUUUCCCAUGUUAAGAUGGUGGCUUCCUCAGGCCAGCCCUGCCAUCUCAGGGGCACAGUUCUGCAGCAGGGCACCACAGUCGGGAUCGGGACAGCAGCUCUCAGUGCCUGCCAAGGACUGACUGGAUUUUUCCAUCUACCACAUGGAGACUUUUUCAUCGAGCCUGUUAAAAAGCAUCCACUGACCGAGGAAGGGUCCUACCCUCAUGUCGUAUACAGGAGACAGAGCAUCAGAGCUCCAGAGACAAAGGAGCCCAUCUGUGGAUUAAAGGACAGUCUUGAUAACUCUGUGAAACAAGAGCUACAGCGGGAGAAGUGGGAGAGGAAAACCUUGCGGAGCAGAAGCCUCUCCCGACGUUCCAUAAGCAAGGAGAGAUGGGUGGAGACCCUCGUGGUGGCCGACACGAAGACGGUAGAGUACCAUGGAAGCGAGAACGUGGAGUCGUACAUCCUCACCAUCAUGAAUAUGGUCACUGGGUUGUUUCAUAGCCCAAGCAUUGGCAAUCUAGUCCACAUUGUUGUGGUUCGGCUCAUUCUACUUGAAGAAGAGGAGCAAGGAUUGAAAAUAGUUCAUCAUGCAGAGAAGACACUGUCCAGUUUCUGCAAGUGGCAGAAGAGCAUCAAUCCCAAGAGUGACCUCAACCCUGUCCAUCAUGAUGUGGCUGUCCUUAUCACCAGAAAGGACAUCUGUGCUGGUGUCAAUCGCCCUUGUGAGACUCUGGGGCUGUCCCAAUUGUCAGGAAUGUGCCAGCCUCACAGGAGCUGUAACAUCAAUGAAGACUCUGGCCUCCCCCUGGCUUUCACCAUUGCACAUGAACUUGGUCACAGCUUCGGCAUCCAGCAUGAUGGAAAGGAAAAUGACUGUGAGCCCGUGGGCAGGCACCCAUACAUCAUGUCCCAACAGAUUCAGUACGACCCAACUCCACUAACAUGGUCGAAAUGCAGCAAGGAGUACAUCACUCGCUUCUUGGACCGAGGCAGGGGGUUCUGUCUUGAUGAUAUCCCCAGCAAGAAAGGCUUGAAGUCCAACGUCAUUGCUCCUGGAGUAAUUUACGAUGUUCAUCACCAGUGCCAGCUCCAAUAUGGCCCAAAUGCUACAUUCUGCCAGGAAGUGGAAAAUGUUUGCCAGACACUGUGGUGCUCGGUGAAAGGCUUCUGUCGCUCUAAGCUAGAUGCUGCUGCAGACGGGACUCGUUGCGGUGAGAAGAAGUGGUGUAUGGCUGGAAAGUGUAUCACAGUGGGGAAGAAACCAGAGAGCAUCCCUGGAGGCUGGGGACGCUGGUCACCCUGGUCACACUGUUCUAGAACAUGUGGGGCAGGAGCUCAGAGCGCAGAGAGGCUCUGCAACAACCCAGAACCAAAAUUUGGAGGGAAAUACUGCACCGGAGAAAGAAAACGCUAUCGCUUAUGCAAUGUCCACCCCUGCCGCUCAGACACUCCAACUUUCCGGCAGAUGCAGUGCAGUGAAUUUGACACAGUCCCCUACAAAAACCAAUUCUACCGCUGGUUCCCAGUGUUUAAUGCAGCACAUCCUUGUGAGCUGUACUGCAGACCCAUAGAUGAACAGUUUUCUGAGAGAAUGCUGGAAGCUGUCAUUGAUGGCACCCCAUGCUUCGAAGGUGGCAACAGCAGAAAUGUCUGUAUUAAUGGCAUAUGUAAGAGGGUUGGCUGUGACUAUGAGAUUGAUUCCAAUGCUACAGAGGAUCGCUGUGGUGUGUGCCUUGGAGAUGGCUCUGCCUGCCAGACGGUGAAGAAGCUGUUUAGACAGAAGGAAGGAUCUGGUUACGUUGACAUUGGACUUAUUCCCAAAGGUGCGAGGGAUAUAAGGGUGAUGGAAAUCAAGGCAGCUGGCAAUUUCCUGGCCAUUAGGAGUGAAGAUCCGGAAAAAUACUACCUCAACGGAGGGUUCAUUAUCCAGUGGAAUGGAAACUAUAAACUGGCAGGGACCGUUUUCCAGUAUGACAGGAAAGGAGAUCUGGAGAAACUUAUAGCUCCAGGCCCCACCAACGAGUCAGUGUGGCUCCAGCUACUUUUCCAGGUGACUAACCCUGGUAUCAAGUAUGAGUACACAGUCCGGAAAGAUGGCCUUGACAAUGACGUGGAGAAGUUGCUGUACUUCUGGCAAUUUGGCCGCUGGACAGAAUGCAGUGUAACGUGUGGAACAGGUAUCCGCCGGCAGGCUGCUCAUUGUGUCAAGAAGGGCCACGGUAUAGUGAAAACGACCUUCUGUAACCCAGAAACACAGCCCAGCGUGAGACAGAAGAAGUGCCAUGAAAAGGACUGUCCACCCAGGUGGUGGGCAGGGGAGUGGGAAGCGUGUUCAACGACAUGUGGGCCCUACGGAGAAAAAAAGAGAACGGUGCUGUGCAUCCAGACCAUGGGCUCGGAUGAACAGGCUCUCCCUGCUACAGACUGCCAGCACCUGCUGAAGCCCAAAGCACUGGUUUCCUGCAACAGAGAUAUUCUGUGUCCAUCAGACUGGACAGUAGGCAACUGGAGUGAGUGCUCUGUUUCCUGUGGUGGUGGAGUGCGGAUUCGCAGUGUCACAUGUGCCAAGAACCUUAAUGAGCCUUGUGACAAGACCCGGAAACCCAACAGUCGAGCUCUGUGCGGCCUCCAGCAGUGCCCAUUUAGCCGUAGAGUUCUGAAACCCAAUAAAGAUAUAGCUCCCAGUGGGAAAAAUCAAUCGACAGCAGAACAUGACCCCUUCAAGCCCAUCCCAGCACCAACAUCCAGGCCCACGCCACUGUCCACACCCACAGUGCCUGAGUCUAUGAGCACAAGUACUCCCACAAUCAACAGCCUUGGCUCCACCAUAGCAUCCCAAGAAGACGCAAAUGGGAUGGGAUGGCAGAAUAAUUCAACCCAAGCUGAAGAGGGCUCCCACUUCCCUACUUCUUCUGGAAGCACUUCCCAGGUCCCCGUGACUUCCUGGUCUUUGAGUAUCCAACCUGAUGAUGAGAAUGUUUCCAGCUCAGCUAUAGGUCCUACUUCAGAGGGUGACUUUUGGGCAACCACAACAAGUGAUUCUGGCUUAUCAUCUAGCGAUGCUAUGACUUGGCAGGUAACUCCAUUUUAUAGCACCAUGACCACAGAUCCAGAAGUGGAGAUACAUAGUGGUUCAGGGGAAGACAGUGACCAGCCUUUGAACAAGGACAAAAGCAACUCUGUGAUAUGGAAUAAGAUCGGGGUACCUGAACAUGAUGCUCCCAUGGAGACGGAUGCAGAACUACCACUUGGACCUCCACCAACAUCUUAUAUGGGGGAAGAGCCCUCAUGGCCUCCCUUCAGUACAAAAAUGGAAGGCUCAUUACCUGCCUGGUCCUUCAAAAAUGAGACACCCAGGGAUGAUGGGAUGAUCGCUGAAAAAUCAAGGAAGAUUCCACUCCCUCUUGCAGGAGACCACCAUCCAGCAACCUCAGAGAAGUUAGAAAACCAUGACAAAUUGGCAUUGCCAAAUACUACAAAUCCAACCCAAGGCUUUGGGCCUGUCCUGACUGAAGAAGAUGCCUCCAAUCUGAUUGCCGAGGGGUUUUUGCUAAAUGCUUCUGAUUACAAGCAUCUUAUGAAGGACCACAGCCCUGCAUACUGGAUUGUUGGAAACUGGAGUAAAUGCUCCACUACCUGUGGGCUGGGGGCCUACUGGAGGAGUGUGGAGUGCAGCUCUGGGGUGGACGCUGACUGCACAACCAUUCAGAGGCCAGACCCUGCUAAGAAGUGCCACCUCCGCCCCUGUGCUGGCUGGCGAGUGGGAAACUGGAGCAAGUGCUCCCGAAAUUGCAGUGGAGGCUUCAAGAUUCGUGAGGUUCAGUGCAUGGACAGCCUGGACCACCACCGGAGCCUGAGGCCGUUUCACUGUCAAUUCCUAGCUGGCGCUCCUCCUCCACUGAGUAUGAGCUGUAACCUGGAGCCUUGUGGAGAAUGGCAAGUGGAGCCCUGGAGCCAGUGUUCUAGGUCCUGUGGAGGAGGUGUUCAGGAGAGAGGAGUGUCUUGUCCUGGAGGCCUCUGUGACUGGACAAAAAGGCCUGCAACCACUGUGCCCUGCAACAGACACCUUUGCUGUCACUGGGCCACUGGGAACUGGGAGCUGUGUAACACUUCCUGUGGUGGUGGCUCUCAGAAAAGAACCAUUCAUUGCAUCCCCUCAGAAAACAGUACAACUGAAGAUCAAGACCAGUGCCUCUGUGACCAUCAAGUCAAACCCCCAGAAUUCCAAACAUGCAACCAGCAAGCCUGCAGGAAGAGUGCUGAUUUAACUUGCUUGAAGGACAGACUUUCAAUCAGCUUCUGCCAGACACUGAAAUCCAUGAGGAAGUGCUCUGUGCCAUCAGUGCGAGCCCAGUGCUGUCUCUCGUGUCCACAGGCGCCCAGCAUCCACACCCAGAGGCAAAGAAAACAGCAGUUGCUCCAAAAUCAUGACAUGCUCUAGGUUCAUGGGCCUCCACAGCCUGAUACCCAAGAACAUGGUCCAGACAGUCACUUCACUAAUAUUUUACUUUACACAUUCUAGGUUCAACUUUGGGUCAUAACAAAACAAAAUGCAAUGUGUGUGUCUAGCCACAAAAUGUUCCUCACAGAAAGCUUGGGGCUGGCUGCUCCCUGAUAGGAAGACAAAGUAUUUGAGAGAAUGCUGCAGCAGUUGAGAUGAGUUCCUGGGGAAAGUGCCAGAUUAGGCAAAUCUGUGAAAAUAUGUCUUUCGCCCUUUAAAGAUACAAGUACAGACCAGAUUUUAUUUUUCCAAACUACCUCAAGAGUAUCAAGAAAUAGAGCCACAAUUACCCAGGAAAUAGAUAAUCUUUCAAAUUUGUCUUCAUGAGUAUAUCCUCUUUGGGUGCUUUGGGUAGCCACUGUUUAGAAGUCGUGUGGCAAUUUUCAGGAACAUCUAUCCAGUAGUCAAUAAGGACAGGAAAAUGUUGCUAUCUAUGGGGCUCAGUCUUCUCUCCAUCCCUGUAGGACUUCACAACUGGAAACCUAGACUCUAGGGACAAGCCAUGGAGAUUUGAGAUUAAGGAGACACGAGCAACAGAUGAAGCCUACGGGGAUUAGAUUGGCGGUCAAGAAGUCAUUUUUCACUUAAUUACAGUUUCUAUUAAAAAUCCUAAAAUCACGAAGAAACAGAAAUCAACUUCUCACAAGCAUAAGAAAGAAAAUGAGUGGUUCUUGUUCCUCAAACCUUCCUGGCUUUGUCAGCUGGUCACAGAACAAAUGUGUGCUCCUGUCUGCCAGACUUUCUCCUGCCCUGUCCUUAUUGGGGUCAUGACCUCAGGUCCUGCUGUCAUCCCUGUGCAGGAAGAUUAUACACAAAAACUGCUACAACUAGGGCUAUAGCUGAUUCCAUACCCUGUUUCUCUCCCGACAGAAAAAGUGAAGUUCCAGGUUAAACCACUUUUCAAAAUCAGGUAAAUUGUACUAAGUCUAGGAAUUUAGUAGAAAUUUAUAGUUUAGAAGAAAAAAGUUCUAAAAAGUGGUCAGGAUUACCUAUUUAGUGUAUCCAUUGGUGACUUUUAAAAGUGUUUUGCCACUAGAGGUAUGGAGCUAGGGUUGAAUGCACAUUUAGCAUAGUUGUGCAAGGCUGUAACUUUGGUCUCUAGAAACAUUCAUGCAUACGUAUACACAUACACAGAGAAUCAAAAACAGAGGCUAACUUACAUUGUGGAAAGCAAGCAAGUCAAGAGGGUCCCAGACACUGAAAUGGAAGUUAACAUGCUUAUUUUAGACAUACACACACACACACACACACACACACACACACACACACACACGAACACAUACUGAAGUCAGAAUAGGCUGUGAGCACAAAAUCAGAGCAAAUUUCCAGGUUAGCCUAUAGACUGAACCUAGAGUGAAAGGAAGAACAUUUAGAGAGAUGCAAGCCCUGGGGAAAGGCCCCAGAACCAGCUCUUGAUAAGAUAGGAGGCAACGUAUGCCUUCAGUGAUAGAUCACAUAGCUUUAGGCUUAUGCACCAAUAUACAUCAUCUUCCUACAGUACUCCACAGCUCCCUGUAGUUAUCUAUCCAUUCAGCAGAAUGGUGCUAUUGAACUUGGUGCUAAUACCUAGAAGGUGGCAGAGCUAGCAGAAAUGUUAACAGUCAUGUAAAUGUGUGAGUGUCUACGAACUUCCAGAUAGACAUAUGUUUUGUGUGAUGGUGUUGCUAGCCAAUGUCAGUCUUACUUGUUCUGAGACCAUGAACAUAACAUUAUAUAGUUUGUGCUUUUAAACUCUUUCAAGCCACUAGCAUGUAUUGUUCUGAUUAAUUCCUGUGGAAAUAAAACACUGGUAUAUGGAUAUAAUUCAAGGUAUACCAGAAAUCGGAGAAAAUACACAUUUACUGAAGCCAGGGAAUUUAUGUGUAGUUAGGCCUACAUUCUUGUAUUCUGUCUUUACAUAAGAACAUUGCUGGCCAAUGACAAUCUCUGGUGAAAUAGCUAUUUUAGCAUUAUUCUGUUAGUGGCAUAAAUGGAGAAAAUAAGUAGAGGGGAACUUGACUUUCUAAUAAGGAAUUUUGCAAAGUCUAGUCGAAUAGGCUUUCAGAAGUGUUAAUUAGUAAUCCAUGUGAAUUUAACUUAAGCUGGUACUGUUCUAGAGUAAAGUACAUGACACUAGAGUCCUGUGUAUGACCAGGCUUAUGAAACUCAGGAACAAACUUGGAUCUUUACUAACCUCAACAAACAUAAGUAGGCCAGAUUUCCCAAUGCAAAAGGUAAACCAUGUCAUUUGGGACCCAUCAUGAGUCUGUGGGGAGAGUCUGGCCAGGUGCUUCAUUCUAGAUCUUCCUCCAGUUUCUGAAGUACAGGAAAUAGGCCUCUGAUCAUGUAUUGUGGACAUCCUCUUCCUACCAUGGUGAAACUCUCCUAUGGCAUGUGUCACUUGUGCUUGCUCUCAGAGUCAUCAGUCACUGCUCCGCUGUGGGCUAUCAGUGUUUCCAUGGGCAUUUAAUGCUUGAGAUGCUAGAAGAACCGUGAAUAGCAGGAUGACGCUGACAGCAAGAGCUAGAUAGUGUCUUCACAGGGUCAGUUGUGAAGGCUUGGUUUAUUUCACCCAUAUCCCCCUUCACGUUAACACCUUGAAGGUAUGAGCAAGAAGCUCAGCAAGAGACACUGGCUAUACCCUUACUAUGAGCCUAACAGGUCCACCAAGGGCCUUGUACUUAAAUACAUCAUUUUGGGUUUACAUUGCUUCUCAGAGUGAUAGAAUUAGUUCUCCAAAAAGUUAUAGGCUAUUUAAUUCUUGAACAUCAAAAGAGAACAAUAUUCCUAGAAAUGUUAUAGUGAAUACUUUGUUUAACUCAUGAAUCAUAUCCUGCAAAAAAGGAUUGCUUUACUUUGUGGGAAUAGUCAUAGUUCUUCCUAACAAGAGCACAGACACUUCUCCUGGUCUCCUGAGACAGCAUGUCUUCACUGGCUUCCCAGUGCAAUACUUUUUGAGAGUCAGUUUUGAACCACCUCCAUCAAGGAUCUGAAGCAGUUUGAGGGAUUAUAUUAUUUCAGACCCUAACUUCCCAUCUGGUUAGCUGUUGUUCUCUAGAAGCUACAUGUUGCUAACCUAGAAAAGUGCAAAGUCUUAGCUUUCUCCUUUCUCACUUCAAGAAGAAGCUCUGGAACAACCUAUCUGGUGCUCAAUUCACAGUGAUUCACUUACACAGGCCACAUGUCUUGAGCUUCUUGGUGCUAUAACCAAUCCAAUAUGUUUGAUGCUACUCCUGUUGCUAAUUCAAGUAUUUUCUUUUUAAUUCAAGUAUUUUUAUUUUAAGUUCUGUCACUAAAGAUAAUGUGAUGGGGAAAAAAUGUAUUUCUCCCUACCAUUGCCCUCCAAAAUAAUGGUGUGACAUCCAUGGCUAACGCAUUGUCUCCCCCAUGUUUCUGCACUGCUGCUUUACCACCUGAUUCCCACACUCCUUAUGUAUCCAGUGAGUACCUCAGUAUUAAAACCAGAUUAUAAUCAUAGGCUGUCUUCAGGUGGCAUCAAUAAAUGGCCAAACUCGU
Messenger RNA from Mus musculus (house mouse), 8616 nucleotides. RefSeq names its product ADAM metallopeptidase with thrombospondin type 1 motif 12 (gene Adamts12). NCBI's taxonomy places the organism in Eukaryota, Metazoa, Chordata, Mammalia, Rodentia, Muridae. Gene Ontology annotation, molecular function: metallopeptidase activity; metalloendopeptidase activity. Bases 259 to 5061 code for a protein of 1600 amino acids. Gene Ontology annotation, biological process: negative regulation of hepatocyte growth factor receptor signaling pathway; protein catabolic process; proteolysis. The transcript has 24 exons. The record is from RefSeq and is marked reviewed.